Messenger RNA from Mirounga angustirostris (Northern elephant seal), 5104 nucleotides. It is a transcript of the gene PIK3R4, whose product is annotated as phosphoinositide-3-kinase regulatory subunit 4. The record is from RefSeq and is a predicted model, not a curated record. The transcript is spliced from 21 exons. The coding region runs from base 588 to 4715 and encodes 1375 amino acids. Gene Ontology annotation, molecular function: ATP binding; protein binding; protein serine/threonine kinase activity. NCBI's taxonomy places the organism in Eukaryota, Metazoa, Chordata, Mammalia, Carnivora, Phocidae. Gene Ontology annotation, biological process: protein phosphorylation; protein targeting to vacuole; autophagy of peroxisome. Gene Ontology annotation, cellular component: nucleus-vacuole junction; late endosome; phosphatidylinositol 3-kinase complex, class III, type I.
GCUCUGCGACAGGAAGCGAGGUCAGAGCCGGCAGCUUUCCCGGGAGUUUGGCGUUUACUGGUCUGCUUCCGCUGAAGAAGUGGUUCUUUCCCUGCAACGUCCCGCUCUAUGCCAAGUCCCACCUGCCCGCCUGCUGGUGAGGCUCUGGAGGAGUCUAGAGGGCUUCGAGGGUCCAGAGAUCCGCGCGAGAGGAAGGUGAGGCCCGGGAACGCAUGGCUCCCAGGGCAGAGUAGGGGACUGGCGGGGGCAACUCUUGGGGUAUAUGUGGCAUCCCUUCAGCUUGGCUUCGUUUAUCUACUGCGGCACCGAGAGCUUUUCACUUCUCGCCUGCGGACCACCUUGGUUUCUGGAAAUUGGGACUUUUCGGCCUCCCUCCCCCAACGUCCCACCUCCUGCCUUUGAAAGAAGACCCCUCAUACGGAAGGCUCGCCCAGGGCUCGCCUGGCUGCUGACUCCCAAUCCCGCGCAGACCCUGAAGUGAUCCGUCAUGACCUCAGUGUGAGCUAGUGACCAACUUGUGACACUUUCCGGAGUCCUAGGUAGGUGUUGUAUCCUGACUUACAGACCCAGAGGUGCUUGCUGCCAUUAUGGGAAAUCAGCUUGCUGGCAUUGCUCCUUCCCAGAUCCUUUCUGUGGAGAGUUAUUUCUCAGACAUCCAUGACUUUGAAUAUGAUAAGAGCCUGGGAAGUACUCGGUUUUUUAAAGUUGCUCGAGCGAAGCACCGAGAAGGCCUGGUGGUUGUGAAGGUCUUUGCAAUUCAGGAUCCCACAUUGCCUUUAACCAGCUAUAAACAAGAGCUGGAGGAACUGAAAAUCAGGCUUCAUUCUGCACAGAACUGUCUACCUUUUCAGAAAGCAGUAGAAAAAGCAUCUGAGAAAGCAGCCAUGCUCUUUAGGCAGUAUGUGCGAGACAACCUCUAUGAUCGCAUCAGUACCCGUCCAUUCUUAAAUAACAUUGAGAAGCGUUGGAUUGCUUUCCAGAUCCUAACAGCGGUGGACCAAGCACACAAAUCUGGAGUCCGUCAUGGGGACAUCAAGACUGAGAAUGUAAUGGUCACCAGUUGGAAUUGGGUCCUUCUAACUGAUUUCGCCAGUUUUAAGCCCACUUAUCUUCCAGAGGACAACCCAGCGGAUUUCAACUAUUUCUUUGACACUUCUAGGAGGAGAACUUGCUAUAUUGCUCCUGAACGUUUUGUCGAUGGUGGAUUGUUUGCUACUGAGUUAGAAUAUAUGAGAGAUCCUUCAACUCCACUUGUAGACUUACACAGUAAUCAGAGAACAAGAGGAGAGUUGAAGAGGGCAAUGGAUAUCUUUUCAGCAGGUUGUGUUAUAGCUGAGCUUUUUACAGAAGGUGUACCACUGUUUGAUCUCUCUCAACUUCUGGCUUAUAGAAAUGGACAGUUUUUCCCGGAACAAGUGCUAAAUAAAAUUGAAGAUCGCAGUAUCAGAGAAUUGGUAACUCAGAUGAUUCAUCGUGAGCCAGAUAAACGUUUAGGGGCAGAAGAUUACCUAAAGCAGCAGCGUGGCAAUGCCUUUCCUGAAAUAUUUUACACAUUCCUUCAGCCCUACAUGGCCCAGUUUGCCAAGGAAACAUUUCUUUCUGCAGAUGAGCGCAUUCUGGUUAUACGGAAGGAUUUGGCCAACAUAAUUCACAAUCUUUGUGGACAUGAUCUGCCAGAAAAAGCAGAAGGAGAGCCUAAGGAAAAUGGGCUGGUUAUCUUGGUGUCUGUUAUAACGUCCUGUCUGCAGACCCUUAAAUACUGUGAUUCCAAACUUGCUGCUUUGGAACUUAUUUUGCAUUUGGCCCCAAGAUUAAGUGUAGAAAUUCUUUUGGAUCGUAUUACUCCAUAUCUUUUGCAUUUCAGCAAUGACUCUGUUCCUAGAGUGAGGGCUGAGGCCUUGAGGACGUUGACCAAAGUUCUUGCUCUUGUCAAAGAGGUUCCUCGCAAUGAUGUCAAUAUCUAUCCGGAAUAUAUUCUGCCAGGCAUAGCCCAUUUAGCCCAAGAUGAUGCUACUAUUGUUAGACUAGCCUAUGCUGAAAACAUAGCUCUGCUGGCUGAAACAGCUUUGAGAUUCCUGGAAUUAGUACAGUUAAAAAAUCUCAAUAUGGAAAAUGACCCAAAUAGUGAAGAAAUAGAUGAAGUUACGCAUCCCAAUGGCAAUUACGACACAGAGCUGCAAGCCUUACAUGAAAUGGUCCAACAGAAAGUUGUCACUUUGCUAAGUGACCCUGAAAAUAUUGUGAAACAAACCUUGAUGGAAAAUGGAAUAACACGGCUGUGCGUAUUCUUUGGACGUCAGAAAGCCAAUGAUGUUUUAUUGUCUCACAUGAUCACUUUCCUAAAUGAUAAGAAUGAUUGGCAUCUUCGUGGAGCUUUUUUUGAUAGUAUAGUUGGUGUUGCUGCGUAUGUUGGUUGGCAGAGCUCCUCAAUUCUCAAACCCCUGCUGCAGCAAGGUCUUAGUGAUGCUGAGGAAUUUGUUAUUGUUAAAGCUCUUAAUGCCCUUACCUGUAUGUGCCAGUUAGGGCUGCUGCAAAAACCCCACGUCUACGAAUUUGCCAGUGAUAUUGCCCCAUUUCUGUGUCAUCCCAAUCUAUGGAUACGCUAUGGUGCUGUAGGAUUUAUCACAGUGGUAGCUCAUCAAAUAAGUACAGCUGAUGUAUACUGCAAACUGAUGCCUUACCUAGACCCAUAUAUUACUCAACCAAUAAUACAGAUUGAAAGGAAACUUGUCCUACUCAGUGUUUUAAAAGAGCCAGUAAGUCGUUCUAUAUUUGAUUAUGCUUUGAGGUCUAAAGAUAUUACUAGCUUGUUCAGACAUCUUCACAUGCGCCAGAAGAAACGAAAUGGUUCUCUUCCUGACUGCCCUCCACCGGAGGAUCCUGCCAUAGCACAACUUCUGAAGAAAUUGCUCUCACAGGGAAUGACAGAGGAAGAGGAAGACAAACUCUUGGCACUGAAAGACUUCAUGAUGAAAUCUAACAAAGCAAAGGCCAAUAUAGUAGACCAGAGCCAUCUCCAUGAUAGUAGUCAGAAAGGUGUAAUUGACUUAGCAGCAUUAGGCAUAACUGGGAGACAAGUUGAUCUUGUUAAAACCAAACAGGAACCUGAUGAUAAGCGAGCUAGAAAACACGUAAAACAAGACUCAAAUGUAAAUGAAGAAUGGAAAAGCAUGUUUGGGUCACUGGAACCACCGAACAUCCCACAGGCCCUACCUAAAGGGAGUGACCAGGAGGUGAUUCAGACCGGGAAACCACCUCGUUCUGAGUCCUCUGCUGGCAUUUCUGUCCCUUUGUCAACUUCUCCACAGCUUCCAGAAGUGACAAAUGUCCAAAAUAGAAAACCAACAAUACAGGUUUUAAGUAGUACAAUUUUACCGUCUACCUACCAGAUUCGGAUCACAACUUGUAAAACGGAACUUCAGCAGCUCAUCCAGCAGAAGCGGGAGCAGUGUAAUGCUGAGAGGAUAGCUAAGCAGAUGAUGGAAAAUGCGGAAUGGGAGAGUAAACCACCACCACCUGGUAAAAUCCCACUGCUAGGGUGGCGUCCCAAAGGGCUACUAGUUGCACAUCUUCAUGAACACAAAUCUGCUGUGAAUCGAAUUAGAGUCUCUGAUGAACAUUCACUUUUUGCAACAUGUUCAAAUGAUGGCACAGUGAAAAUCUGGAACAGUCAAAAGAUGGAAGGGAAGACCACCACUACCAGAUCUACUCUUACAUACAGCCGAAUUGGAGGACGUGUCAAGACACUUACAUUCUGCCAGGGGUCCCACUACUUAGCCAUUGCGUCUGAUAACGGUGCCAUCCAGCUUCUUGCGAUUGAAGCUUCUAAGCUGCCCAAGUCUCCUAAGAUUCAGCCUCUGCAAAGCAGAAUUCUAGACCAGAAGGACGAUGGCUGUGUCGUGGAUAUGCAUCACUUCAACUCCGGGGCACAGUCCGUUCUGGCCUAUGCCACUGUGAAUGGCUCUCUAGUUGGUUGGGACCUCAGGUCUUCAAGCAAUGCAUGGACACUAAAGCAUGAUCUGAAGUCAGGCCUCAUCACUUCCUUUGCUGUGGACAUCCACCAGUGCUGGCUCUGCAUUGGUACAAGCAGUGGUACUAUGGCUUGUUGGGACAUGAGGUUCCAGUUGCCAAUUUCCAGUCACUGUCAUCCUUCCAGGGCUCGAAUCAGACGCCUUUCAAUGCACCCUCUGUAUCAGUCUUGGGUGAUUGCAGCUGUGCAGGGCAACAAUGAAGUAUCCAUGUGGGACAUGGAGACUGGCGACAGAAGAUUCACUCUCUGGGCUAGCAGUGCACCGCCACUCUCUGAGUUACAGGUUGCCACCCCGGGUGCUUCAUUGGGGCAAAAGCCCUCUCCUCACAGUGUCCAUGGUAUCUACUGUAGUCCAGCGGAUGGAAAUCCCAUCCUGCUAACAGCUGGCUCAGACAUGAAAAUAAGGUUUUGGGACCUGGCUUACCCAGAGAGGUCCUAUGUUGUUGCAGGAAGUACUAGUUCUUCAUCUGUGUCCUACUAUAGGAAAAUAAUUGAAGGCACUGAAGUUGUCCAGGAGAUCCAGAAUAAGCAGAAGGUAGGACCGAGUGAUGACACCCCUCGGAGGGGCCCAGAAUCUCUGCCUGUGGGACAUCAUGACAUCAUCACAGAUGUGGCCACCUUCCAGACAACACAGGGCUUCAUUGUAACUGCAUCUAGAGAUGGGAUUGUUAAGGUGUGGAAAUGAAAACCUAGUGGUUUGUAUAAUAUGUAAUAAAGUUAUAUGUAUACUGUAACUUGAGAGCAAAGGUAUUUUUAGAGGACAAAAGUGAAAUUCAUUUCCUUUUCAAAAUUAUGUCUGUAUAUUACCGUUUCAUGAUUAAACAGAUCCCCUCCAGGGUGGUUAAGGAAGUUGCACUCAACUAAUAUACUCAUGCAUAUUUCUGCAGGAAUCGGCCAGACAACAGUAUCUGGGACUUUUUAUUGUAUAGGUCAAAGAGGUGAGGAAUUUAAAUUGCUAAGACAUAUUUUACUUUGUAUUGAAAAAGAUGGUUGUAAGUUAUGACAAUGUAAACACAUUUUUGCUAUUAAAAGUGCUAUUCAAACCAGCCAAUAAACUGUAUUCAGGCAUCUUAA